Molecule: messenger RNA, 4596 nt
Organism: Rhinopithecus roxellana (golden snub-nosed monkey)
Lineage: Eukaryota; Metazoa; Chordata; Mammalia; Primates; Cercopithecidae
Product: supervillin
Biological process (GO): actin filament severing; barbed-end actin filament capping; cytoskeleton organization
Cellular component (GO): cytoplasm; actin cytoskeleton
Molecular function (GO): actin filament binding; phosphatidylinositol-4,5-bisphosphate binding
Source: RefSeq, a predicted model, not a curated record
AUGGGACCUACCUGUCUCCCUGUUCAGGGACCUCUGAGUCAGAAGAAGCAGAGAGAAGAGGAGAGGCCGGACCUCGCAGGUGCUUGUGUUUCAUCAGCAUCAGAUGAGCCGAAAAAGGUGCUCACUGAUGAAGCGUCCCGAAUUUUACAAGCGCAUCUUACCUGUAAUUUCACUGAUGAUCGGUGCCCUCAGUUUACACAGCGGGUAGAGGUUAUUCAGCUGUCCCACAGCGGCUUCCUCGGUCUCUUCCUUGGCCUCUAUAGAAAUGUACCCGUACAGUGGAAGGUCAGCUUCACAAAGGAGUUCUCAUUUGAAGAUAAAGAACAGCUCACUAACCACAAAAGAGGAAUUGACGCUAAGAUUUUAGUUGUACUUCCUAAAGACUUGACCGUUGUUGCUCACUCCGCCACUUGUGUAUCUCACAGAAAAGAAAGAAUUGCCAGGGGCCUGGAAGGGAUUGAAAAUUACACCCAGCCCAUCCUCUUGCAGAGCUGCACAGGGUUGGUGACUCACCGCCUGCUGGAGGAAGACACCCCUCAAUACAUGCGAGCCAGCGACCCUGCCAGCCCCCACAUCGGCUGAUCAAAUGAAGGGGAGGAAACUUCUGAUUCUCCUCUGGAAAAGCAAACUCCAUCCAAAUACUGCACAGAAACCUCUGGCGUCCACAGUGACUCACCCUAUGGUUCGGGUACCAUGGACACCCACAGUCUGGAGUCCAAAGCCGAAAGAAUCGCAAGGUACAAAGCAGAAAGAAGGCGACAGCUGGCAGAGAAAUACGGGCUGACUCUGUAUCCCAAGGCCGACCCUGAGUAUUUAUCCCGCUAUACCAAGUCCAGGAAGGAGCCUGAUGCUGUCGAGAAACGAGGAGGAAAAAGUGACAAACAGGAAGAGUCAAGCAGAGAAGUGAGUUCUCCGUACCCCAGGACCGAGAUGAUGGGGCUCAGGACCUGUGCAGGUGAAUCCAAGGACUAUACUCUCCAUGGGGGUGACGGUGCUUCCGACCCGGAGGUGCUGCUGAACGUAGAAAACCAAAGACGAGGUCAAGAGCUGAGUGCCACCCGGCAGGCCCAUGACCUGUCCCCAGCAGCAGAGAGUUCCUCGACCUUCUCUCUCCCUGGGCACAAUUCCUCCUUCACUGAAGUGUCACAGUCCCCAAAGCACGUGCACAGCUCCUCCCUGCAGCAGGCGGCCUCCCAGAGCCCCUCCUACGGUGACUCGCAGCUACCCUCUGAGGCCCGACCCAGUACAGGGAAACCCAAACAUGAGUGGUUUCUCCAGAAAGAUUCCGAAGGGGACACACCUUCACUUAUCACCUGGCCGUCCAGCAAAUCACGGGUGGAGAGGUUGGCCGAAGGACCUGGCUUGCCCACCGGUGUGGAACGGGAGAGAGGGUCCCGGAAACCAAGACGCUAUUUUUCUCCUGGUAAAAGUAGAAAAACUUCCAAGAGAUUUAGAACCCAACCUAUAACUUCAGCAGAACGAAAGGAAUCAGAUAGGUGCACUUCGCAUUCAGAAAUGCCAACUAUCGAUGAUGAAGAAAAGGUGGAUGAAUGAGCCAAGCUGAGCAUCACCCCCAAGAGAUUGCUUUUCAGGGAGAGAAACCAAUUGCCACGAAGCAUUUUGCCGCGUGGAGCUGCGCUGUUGGGGGCGAAGCGCUGGACGAACGUUCGCCUGAGGAGUUCAGUGCUGAUGCUGCUCUUUUCCUUCCCAGCGGCAGAGUUCGGGGAGCCCACUUCCGAGCAGACAGGGACAGCUGCUGGGAAAACUGUUGCUCAAACCGCAGCCUCGGUGUCCUGGAAGCCCCAGGAUUCUUCGGAACAGUCACAGGAGAAGCUCUGCAAGAAUCCAUGUGCGAUGUUUGCUGCUGGAGAGAUCAAAACGUCGACAGGGGAGGGCCUUCUUGACUCACCCAGCAAAACCAUGUCUAUUAAAGAAAGGUAAUGAGAUUCGUUGGCACUGUUGAAGAAAAGCGGGGAGGAAGAUUGGAGAAACAGACUCAGCAGGAGGCAGGAGGGCGGCAAGGCGCUUGCCAGCAGCCUGCACACCCAGGAAACAGGGUGGUCCCUCAUCAAGAAGCGGGUCACAGAGAGUCGAGAGAGCCAGAUAACUAUUGAGGAAAGGAAGCAGCUCAUCACUGUGAGAGAGGAGGCCUGGAAGACGAGAGGCAGAGGAGGCAACGACUCCACCCAGUUCACUGUGGCUGGCAGGAUGCUGAAGAAAGGUUUGGCGUCACCCACUGCCAUAACCCCAGUAGCCUCACCCAUUUGCAGUAAAACAAGAGGCACCACACCCAUUUCCAAACCCCUGGAAGAUAUCGAAGCCAGACCAGAUAUGCAGUUAGACCUGAAGUUGGACAGGCUGGAAACCUUUCUAAGAAGGCUGAAUAACAAAGUAGGUGGGAUGCAAGAAACGGUGCUCACCGUCACCGGCAAAUCUGUGGAGGAGGUGAUGAAGGCGGAUGAUGAUGAAACCUUUGCCAGAUCUUACCACAGCGUGGAUUAUAAUAUGCCCAGAAGUCCUGUGGAGCUGGACGAGGACUUCGAUGUCAUUUUCAAUCCUUAUGCACCCAAAUUGACGUCUUCCGUCGCCGAGCACAAGCGGGCAGAUAGACCCAAGCGCCAGGUUCAGGCCUCCAAAAACCCCCUGAAAAUGCUGGCGGCAAGAGAAGAUCUCCUUCAGGAAUACACCGAGCAGAGAUUAAACAUCGCCUUCAUGGAGUCAAAGCAGAUGAAAGUAGAAAAGAUAUCUUCCAACUCCAGCUUCUCAGAAGUCACCCUGGCGGGUUUAGCCAGUAAACAAAACUUCAGCAAUGUCAGCCUGCGGAGCGUCAACCUGACAGAACAGAACUCUAACAACAGCGCUGUGCCCUACAAGAGGCUGAUGCUGUUGCAGAUUAAAGGAAGAAGACACGUGCAGACCAGGCUUGUGGAACCUCGAGCUUCAGCGCUCAACAGUGGGGACUGCUUCCUCCUGCUCUCUCCCCACUGUUGCUUCCUGUGGGUAGGAGAGUUUGCAAACGUCAUGGAAAAGGCGACAGCCUCAGAACUUGCAGCUUUAAUUCAGACAAAGAGGAAGUUUGAUUGUAGAGCUACUUAUAUCUAAACCAUCGAAGAAGGAAUUAAUAUACACACUCAUGCAGCCAAAGACUUCUGGAAGCUUCUGGGUGGCCAAACCAGUUACCAGUCUGCUGGAGACCCAAAAGAAGAUGAACUCUAUGAAGCAGCCAUAAUAGAAACUAACUGCAUUUACCGUCUCAUGGAUGACAAAUUUGUUCCUGAUGACAACUACUGGGGGGAAAUUCCAAAAUGCUCCCUUCUGCAACCCAAAGAGGUACUGGUGUUUGAUUUUGGUAGUGAGGUUUACGUAUGGCAUGGGAAAGAAGUCACAUUAGCACAACGAAAAGUAGCAUUUCAGCUGGCAAAGCACUUAUGGAACGGAACCUUUGACUAUGAGAACUGUGACAUCAAUCCCCUGGAUCCUGGAGAAUGCAAUCCGCUUAUCCCCAGAAAAGGACAGGGGCGGCCCGACUGGGCGCUAUUUGGGAGACUUACUGAACACAAUGAAACAAUUUUGUUCAAAGAGAAGUUUCUGGAUUGGACAGAACUGAAGAGAGAGAAUGAGAAGAACCCCAGGGAACUUGCCCAGCACAAGGAAGACCUCAGGGCUGAUGUCAAGCCGUACGAUGUGACACGGAUGGUGUCCAUGCCCCAGACGACAGCAGGCACCAUCCUGGACGGGGUGAACGUCGGCCGUGGCUAUGGCCUGGUGGAAGGACAUGACAGGAGGCAGUUUGAGAUCACCAGCAUCUCCGUGGAUGUCUGGCACAUCCUAGAAUUCGACUAUAGCAGGCUCCCCAAACAGAGCAUUGGGCAGUUCCACGAGGGGGAUGCCUAUGUGGUCAAGUGGAAGUUCAUGGUGAGCACAGCAGAUCCUGGAAGUUUUAACUUCGCACCCCACCUGUUCAUCCUCUGCAGCUCCUCUGGGGAUUUUGCGGCCACGGAGUUUGUGUAUUUUGCCCAAGCCCCUUCUGUGGUCAGUUCCAUGCCCUUCCUGCAGGAAGAUCUGUGCAGUGUGCCCCAGUCGGCGCUUUUCCUUGUUGACAACCACCACGAGGUGUACCUCUGGCAAGGCUGGUGGCCCAUCGAGAACAAGAUCACUGGUUCUGCCCGCAUCUGCCCUGCCUCCGACCGGAAGAGCACGAUGGAGACCGUACUCCAGUACUGCAAAGGGAAAAAUCUCAAGAAACCACCCCCCAAGUCUUACCUUAUCCGUGCUAGUCUGGAACCCCUGACAUUCACCAAUAUAUUUCCCAACUGGGAGCACAGAGAGGACAUUGCCGAGAUCACAGAGAUGGACACAGAAGUUUCCAAUCAGAUCACCGUCGUGGAAGACGUCUUAGCCAAGCUCUGUAAAACCAUUUACCCGCUGGCCGACCUCUUGGCCAGGCCACUCCCGGAGGGGAUCGAUCCUCUGAAGCUUGAGAUCUAUCUCACUGAUGAAGACUUCGAAUUUACACUAGACAUGACAAGGGACGAAUACAAUGCCCUGCCCGCCUGGAAGCAGGUGAACCUGAAGAAAACAGGAGGCCUGUUCUGA